Molecule: messenger RNA, 501 nt
Organism: Medicago truncatula (barrel medic)
Lineage: Eukaryota; Viridiplantae; Streptophyta; Magnoliopsida; Fabales; Fabaceae
Product: salivary glue protein Sgs-3-like
Exons: 1
Coding region: 1-501 (166 amino acids)
Source: RefSeq, a predicted model, not a curated record
AUGGGUGAGAAAGUUGAGCCAGUCAAGAAGAAGAGAAAACUUGUUAAGGGACUUCCUAAAUUCAACCCACCAAAACAGGUAAACCCUCCAAAACAACCACCCAAACCACCUGUUGCAUUUAUGAGAACAAACCCACUUGCACUAACACAAACACAAACUAUCAUUGAACCAUCUGCAUCAAUAAACACCACAGUUCACACUGGUAGGCGGUCACAAACAAUUGUAGCACCAUCUGCAAAAGUCAACACAUUUGUACAAGCUCACCCAAACACAAUUAACAUUGCUAAGCCUAGUGCAAAGGUCUACACCAAUGUUAAGACUACCAACACAUUUCAAACAACUGUGAAACCAUCUGUUGAUGUGAGUACAACAGUAAACACAUCAACACAUUCAAAAACAUAUGUUAAACCAUAUACCAUUGUGAAAACUAUUAAAAUCUGUUCCACCCAAACCAUCUGUUGCACCAACACAAGCACCAAGACAAGCAAAGUCAGAAGGUAA